AUGGCUGAACAAAAGGACAAAAUAUCAGAAGAGCAGAAAACGCAAGCUCUCCAGCUCCAAUACAACAAUUUCCAAGAAGCCCUCACAGAAUUGCAAACACAGCUUUCGUCCAUAACGUCCCAGGCCCAAGAACACGGUAUCGUGGACAAUACACUCUCCAGCAUUCCACCUGAAAAAAGAGGUGACCGUAAAUGCUUCAAGAUGAUUGGAGGAGUUUUGGUUGAAAAAACCGUGGACGAUGUGAUCAAGCUUCUAGACGAGGAGAAGAAAGAGCUCGAGGCGUCCAAGGAAGCACUUGAGAAAGAGCUCGUGGAGACGAAAAAGAAGAUGGACGAGUGGGUCAAGAAAAACAAGGUCAAGGUUGUGAGACAGUGA
Candidozyma haemuli is the source of this 375-nucleotide messenger RNA. Its product is annotated as tubulin-binding prefolding complex subunit. Gene Ontology annotation, molecular function: protein folding chaperone. NCBI's taxonomy places the organism in Eukaryota, Fungi, Ascomycota, Pichiomycetes, Serinales, Metschnikowiaceae. Gene Ontology annotation, cellular component: cytoplasm; prefoldin complex. The record is from RefSeq and is a predicted model, not a curated record. The transcript has a single exon. The coding region runs from base 1 to 375 and encodes 124 amino acids. Gene Ontology annotation, biological process: protein folding.